AUGAAUGAAAAAAGAAAAGAAAAGAGGUGCAAUGGAAGCUCAUCCAUUCAAGAUGAAGCAGAAAAUGUAGAUGAGCAUCCUCUAGUUAGGCAUGGGAGGAUACAUACUUCUUCAGGUUUUGUUGACACUACUACCCAAAAUAUCGAAGAAGUUGAUGUUAACCCACCAUCAAGUCCUAGGCAACGUGAUAGCCUUCAUCAUUUGCAGCACAAUGGAAGUGACUUCCCUUCUGAUGAAGUAACAUUUUUUCUUGACAUUUAUUGGGGUGGCAUCUCAUCCGAGGAACAUGAUGAAACAGUAAUGCUUAAGGCUGCAAUGUUCGGUGGCAUUCCUAAAAGAAGCGGAUAUCAUAUCCCUUAUGCACCUCAUCAACUCCUGCAGAAUGGUUUAGAUAGACCUAUGGAUCCUUACCCGAGGCAUAUGCCUCGUCCUGCAGCGCAUUCUCUUACAGCUCAACGAUUGAUAUGGGAACAUCAGGAUGAUGAAGCUGAUAAAGAGAAGGAAUUGAAGGCACAGGAAGUACCUGAAGCUGUUCUUGUAGAAGAGAGUAUAGGGAAUUCUUCCUCUGACAAAUACGCCUCCGUUGCUCAACAUGUUAACACCAUCAUCGGCACAAAACUACUGGUCCAACUCCUUGCGCUGCCAAUAACCAAAAAAGCACUAAGGAAGCCUGAGACACAUGAGUCGAUCUCUAGAGAAAACGUUGAGUUGAGCUCUUAG
Fraxinus pennsylvanica is the source of this 720-nucleotide messenger RNA. The record is from the annotation of a GenBank genome assembly. Lineage: Eukaryota; Viridiplantae; Streptophyta; Magnoliopsida; Lamiales; Oleaceae.